Molecule: messenger RNA, 1022 nt
Organism: Aspergillus ruber CBS 135680
Lineage: Eukaryota; Fungi; Ascomycota; Eurotiomycetes; Eurotiales; Aspergillaceae
Product: monothiol glutaredoxin GRX5
Exons: 3
Coding region: 78-536 (152 amino acids)
Source: RefSeq, a predicted model, not a curated record
AUCAAUACCAACCCUUUUUGAAUCACAGUUCAGGUUUUCAGCCCGAGACACACAUUAAUCAAGACCUUUUUUGAAUUAUGUUUUCAAGGACAGCAUUCGCGUCGGUAUUCCGACCACUUUCCCGGCCGGCGAACUUCGUACAGCCGCGCACUGCUGCUUUCCAGCUGCCUUCUACCCUCCAUGCACGCCUGCUGUCUACCGAGACGAGAGCGGCGAUUGAUAAGGCAGUUGCUACCGCCCCCGUUGUGCUGUUUAUGAAGGGCACGCCCGAGACCCCGCAAUGCGGUUUCUCACGAGCUAGUAUCCAGAUAUUGGGCCUGCAGGGUGUAGACCCUAAGAAAUUCGUCGCAUUCAAUGUCCUAGAGGAUCUUGAAUUGCGACAAGGCAUUAAAGAAUACUCGGACUGGCCGACUAUCCCGCAAUUGUAUGUGAACAAAGAUUUUGUUGGCGGAUGCGAUAUCCUUAUGUCAAUGCACCAGAAUGGGGAGCUCGCAAAACUGCUUGAAGAGAAGUCAGUUCUGGUAGCUGCCGAUUAGACACUCCGGCAUCAUGCCCCUUCUCUUUUGUAUGAAUAUGUCUGUAUUGACAGUUUAAUUUGAUGAUCGUUGUUACUGUAUUUUUUCUUGGAAAACGUUUGCAGCGUGUACACUUACUCUUCCAUGUGCCGCAGCGCAUAUUCCAGCCCUAUAUUGCAGACUUAGGCAUGAUGUUGGACGGGCCUAAUCUUUUCAUACAGAACUGGCUUCAACUGUGUUUUGCUCUGUAUUUAGCUGGUGGCGGUUUUAUUAUGAAAUAACAGGUAUGUCGUUGUUGAAACUAUUUACAGCUAGUCUGUUUUCCUGCGUAAAACUAUGAACGGCAAUGAUUAUGCUGUCUCUUCCUUUGCCCUGGCCAAGUCCUCGAUGGCGCCUUUCUGCAGUUUCGCGCGCUGCCUUUCUUCAUAUGCUUCUCGACUUUUUAGAAUUCGAUCAACAAUCUCGCCAGCAUUCACAUGCUGGAAGGCAUGAGACUCGGUCUCCCUG